AAUGGUUGAUAAUCCAGUUCAGCUGCAUAUUGAUUUUGAAAAUUUAUAAGUUUCUGAUUAAGAUGAUGAGUGCUACAGUGGAGUUUCAGAUGUUUCUGUUGAACUUUAAAUAUUAGAAUACUAGCCAUAAUAACCAGCUAGCUUGAAUAUUGAAAGAAGGAUUGUUUCAUAUCUCAAGGAACUUGGCAUCAAAAUGAAAACAGAUCCAAGAGCUAAACAAGAUAGAUAUUUUAAGAGAAAACGGCAGUUAAAAAGAGCACAAACAACUUUCAUGGAAGAAAAAGAAAUAAAAUCGACUACUAUGACGCCACCUUAAAUCAGUAAGAAGCCUAAAAUGUAGUUAUAAAUGAAUUCAAUUAUUGGAAGACGUACUCCACAAAAUUUAGGAAGCACUCCUUUACUUCAUUUUCCAAAUAAAGUUACUGAAAAGUCUAAAUUCAGCCUUUAGCGUGAAACUUCUAGUUCUCCAGUUUGA
This is a messenger RNA of Paramecium pentaurelia, 475 nucleotides long. Lineage: Eukaryota; Ciliophora; Oligohymenophorea; Peniculida; Parameciidae. The record is from the annotation of a GenBank genome assembly.